This is a messenger RNA of Ahaetulla prasina, 1003 nucleotides long. It is a transcript of the gene SDHD, whose product is annotated as succinate dehydrogenase complex subunit D. The record is from RefSeq and is a predicted model, not a curated record. The coding region runs from base 85 to 576 and encodes 163 amino acids. The transcript is spliced from 4 exons. Gene Ontology annotation, biological process: tricarboxylic acid cycle; mitochondrial electron transport, succinate to ubiquinone. Gene Ontology annotation, molecular function: ubiquinone binding; heme binding. Lineage: Eukaryota; Metazoa; Chordata; Lepidosauria; Squamata; Colubridae. Gene Ontology annotation, cellular component: mitochondrial envelope; membrane.
UUCGCCGCCAGGCCAGGCCGGAAGUCCCGCCUCCCCCGGGCGCGCUUCCGCUUCCGGUCGGUGCCCUUGUGAGGCGGGGGCAAGAUGGCGGCGGGGGCGCUGCGGCUGUGGCGGGCCGGGCCGGGUGGGCGGCCGGCGGCCGUUGUCCUGAGCAAGUAUCUCUUGGCUAGACCAGUGGCUGCCUUGAUCAGACCAAUCGAGGACGGUAAUCAUCAUCAUCAUCGUCAUCAGAUAUGCAAAUUUCACACAUCUCCUAGGAGUUUGGCUGGUUCAAAGGCCGCCUCUCUCCAUUGGACCAGCGAGCGAGCAGUCAGCAUCCUCCUGCUUGGACUCCUGCCAGCAGCCUAUCUGUAUCCUGGAGCAGCUGUGGAUUACUCCCUGGCAGCAACCCUCACACUCCACGGGCAUUGGGGCCUGGGACAACUUCUAACUGACUACGUCCACGGAAAGAGCUCCAUUAAGCUAGCCAACACUGGCCUCUACCUGCUUUCGGCAGUCACCUUUGCCGGCCUCUGCUACUUCAACUACCACGACGUGGGCAUCUGCAGGGCGGUGGCGAUGCUGUGGAGCCUCUGAGGCCUGCCCGCCGAGCCCAGCAACCGUUCACUGCUGUCUCUGCUAGUUUACGUUAUUAGCGAGUCUUAGAGAGUGGGCAAGAGAACAACCUGAGGAUGUGCUCUGCAUGCAGCAGGAUGGCUGGGGGUGAAACCCCCAUGGCCGUGUCCACGGCUCUUGCCAUUCAGAAGAUCUCUCGCUAAGGCGAGAAUUAGACCUGAACCAAGCUAGAAUCAGGGAAAAUCUUUGUAUUAGGUUGGGAGCUUCUGCAGCUGGGAGGCCCUUCCCCUCUCAAACCGCAGGCUGAGCUCAGCAUCAUUUCAUGUCGAUAUCCCGUCUCGAGUUUCUGGCUGUCUUGUUGCAAUGAAUGAAGGAUGUACGUGGCAUCUUGCACAAUGCAAAAGGGAAAUCUAAACUAUGUACAAUUAAAGGAUUUUUGGAACCCACA